Messenger RNA from Scylla paramamosain (green mud crab), 8151 nucleotides. Its product is annotated as guanine nucleotide exchange factor DBS-like. Gene Ontology annotation, cellular component: cytoplasm. The record is from RefSeq and is a predicted model, not a curated record. Gene Ontology annotation, molecular function: protein binding; guanyl-nucleotide exchange factor activity. The transcript has 22 exons. Bases 563 to 3493 code for a protein of 976 amino acids. NCBI's taxonomy places the organism in Eukaryota, Metazoa, Arthropoda, Malacostraca, Decapoda, Portunidae.
GCUACACGCCCAGUACGCCAUUAUUACCGGAGGAAAAUCCCGCGAGGGUUGCCCCAUCCUCACGUUCCCGGAUAGAGGAAACUUCGCUCAGCUUGGAGACGAGGAAUAUCGAAAAUUGAUCAUCUACCUCACCUCUGUCCCCUCGCUUCAGGACGCCGACUUGGGGUUUGUGUUGGUCAUAGACAGGCGCAAUGACAAGUGGAACUCCGUCAAAACUGUUCUCCUCAAAAUAUCGGGUUUCUUCCCCGGACUGAUCACCGUGGCGUACGUGCUCAGGCCUGUCGGGUUCCUACAGAAAGCCAUCUCGGAAGUGUCCAAUAAGAUCUUCCGCGACGAGUUUAAAUUUCGGGUGGUGGUGUGUAACUGCGUCGCGGACCUUCACGAUUACAUAGACAAAAACCAACUGACGGAGGACCUGGACGGCUGCAUCCCUUACAAUCACGAUGAGUGGAUAGAGCAGAGAGUGAGGGACAGAGACCGAGGGCUGCGGGUCGGGGCACGGAACCCUCGGCGCUUAUUCUCUGGCACGGAGGAGGCGGCGGUGCUUCACGCUCGCACUGUCAUGGAUCUCGUGCACGACAUCGCCUCCUCCCACAACUACGAGGCGGUGGUGGCGAGCGACUAUAUCCUGCAGAUUCAGAUCCAACACGCCGUGGCCACUCUCAAGCAGGCGGUGGAGAAGUUCAGCGCCAAUACUCAGGAGAUCAGCGCUUCCCUCCGGGCCUUCACGCAAAAGCUUCAGGAGACAGAGUUCCCCAAUGAUGUCAACUCCACCGAGGAACUGCUUCGCUCCCAGCGGGCGGAGUACACGGUGCUCAAGGACGACCUGCUGUCCGCUUCACGCCACGGGGAGACACUGCUCAACUGCAUUAAACGACCUGGAGAGCCUCGGUCCGCCCGCCUGUGUCCUGACAAGCUGAUCAACGUGACGGCGGUGGAGCGGCUCCUGGUGCAGCUGGAGGAGACAGAGAGGACCUUUGAUGAAUUCUGGACCAGACAUGAAGGGCGCCUCACGCAGUGCUUGCAACUCAGGCGCUUCGAGAUCGACUUCAGGGAGCUGCAGACGUCCCUGGAAGUGUCCCUGAAGCAGCUGAGUGGCAUGUUGGAGGUGGGUGACUCAGUGGUGCACGUGGACCAGCUCUUGGCCGAGGCACAGGACUUCCACAUGAUGACUGCCGACCAGUUGGAGAAGGCGGAGGAGCUGAGAAUCAUUGGCACACAGCUCAUCGAGAGUCAACACUAUGCAGUCGACUCCAUCCAGCCCAAAUGUGUGGAGUUGGUGCGCAUGAAGGACGCCUUCCAGGAACGCAUCACCCGCCGCCUGGAGACCUUACACAAGUGCCGGGACCUUCAGGAGCGUAUUGAGAGAGCCAACAAGUGGUGCACGGAGGGUGUGGAGCUGCUCGCCUGUCAGCAGAUAGAGAGAUGUCAGGCUCCGGAGUUUGCCGAGGAGGCUUUGAGGGAGCUGGAGGAAUUCAUGGCCUCCUCAGACCACAGCCACCUGGGCAGCUCACGGGAACUGAAGACCAUGUUUGAGGACGUCAUCACUCCAGAAACCAAGGGACUCGUGCAGCAGGUGCUGAAGAGGAUAGAGGAUGUGCAGAUGAUGUGUGAGAAGAGAAAGAGUUCUCUCAAGAGGCUGGCCACACGCCUCCCCCGGCCAGUGCAUGCAGUCACCCCUGAGCCAGCUGUCCCCCUGCACCAUGCUCAGGGCCAGUCCAGCAGCACACCCCACUCCCAUCCUGCCUCUCCCCUCCAUGCAGACCUUCCCAAGUCUCCCAAGAGCAUGAGGAAGGCGUCCACACUACCCAAGCAGCUUGGAGACAGUGGGGACUCACCUGAGUGGACUGGCGACACUGAGGCGAUGCGAGCCAAGCGAGGCCAUGUCCUGAGGGAACUUCUGGACACUGAGCGUGUUUAUGUGUCUGAGUUGUGCUCCAUCCUCAAGGGCUACAAGGAUGAGAUGUUGAACCCCGAGAUGCAGCCACUGAUCCCUGUCAACCUCUACGGCAAGAGUGAUCUCCUCUUUGGCAACAUGGAGGAGAUCUUUCGUUUCCACAAUGACGUCUUCCUGAGGGACCUUGAAAACUGCAUUAACACUCCUGAACUGAUCGGACUCUGCUUUGUCCAGAGGAAAGACACAUUCCACCGUCUGUAUUCCUUGUACUGCCAAAACAAGCCCCAGAGUGAGGAGCUGCGGCGCCAGGUGGGAGACACCAACCCGUUCUUCAAGGAGUGCCAGCGACGCCUCCACCACAAGCUGCCCCUUGGCGCCUACCUCCUCAAGCCAGUCCAGCGCAUCACCAAGUACCAGCUGCUCCUCAAGGACCUUCUGAAGUGCGUGGAGGGAAGCCAAGGCCGCCGUGAGCUGCAGGAAGCUGUAGACACAAUGCUUGCAGUACUCAAGUGCCUCAAUGACUCCAUGCACCAGGUGGCCAUUGUGGGAUUCCCGGGCAACUUGGCAGACCUAGGCAAGCUUCUGAUGCAGGGGCCCUUCAGUGUGUGGAAUGAAGGCAAGAAGGGGCUGAGGGAGCUGCGUCUCAAGCCUGCCCAGAGACAUAUCUUCCUCUACGAGAAGGUGCUGCUCUUCACCAAACGGGCCGGAAAGGACACCGACCGUGCCACUUAUCACUUCAAAAAUGCCCUCAAGAUGUCCCAGGUUGGCCUGACAGAGAGUGUGCAUGGCAACAAGGGCGACAUACGUAAGUUUGAGGUGUGGCUUCAGGGGCGGCAGGAGGUGCACACCAUCCUGGCUCCAUCUGCUGAGGUGAAGGAGACCUGGGUGAAGGAGAUCAAGAGAGUGUUGCUGGACCAAUUUGAGUACCUGAAGGGGGAGAACAUCAAGCAGUACUCCUCCAGGAUCCAGAAGGGUGCGAGUCUCAAUGGCAUCAGGAUCCCACCGCUCUCACCCACCACACAGCACAGGGCGCUGCGCCAAACUGCCUCGUGGGACAUGGCCGGCAAUGGCAUGAGUGGCAGUGGGGGAUCCAUCAGCUCCAGCAGCUCAGAGGGCCGGCAGAGUGGCAAUGGGGCGAGGGAGGGCAGCCGCCGCUCCACCCGCAGCAUGAGGUCUUCUGAGGGAACACUUGGAGAUGCCCCAGAGGAGGAGGAGGAGAGCUGGUCUUCUGACUACUCAGCCUCAGAUGAAGAGGAAGACCAAGAGACUUUCUCAGAGAGCACAGAAUACACAUCGUCGAGAUUCCUGGUCCUCGCUGACUACAAUGCCAUGGGCAGCUCUGAGGUCAGCCUGAGGGAGGGAGACUACGUAGAUCUCAUCAAGGUCGGAUGCGCUGGCUGGUGGUAUGUGCGGGUGACCGGCACACCCUAUGAGGGGUGGGCGCCAGCUGCUUACCUUGAGCGGGUCCUCAAGAAGGGUAGCCGGUCUUCCCCUUCUGUGAGCAGCCAAGAAUCAACCUCUGGCCUCAAACACGCCACCUCCAGGACCUCUGUUGCCUCACUAUCUGCCAAGUCUGAGGAGAUCAACAUCCUGUGAAUGGUUCAGGUGGAGCAGCCCGCUUUGCUCUAACCUGCUGGUGGUGGACAGGUUCCCUACAGCCUACAUAGCCUACAUAACACAUGAGAAUUGUUAAUGUACAGUUCAUUUCUGGUUCCUGUUGUUUAUGACAAUAUUUUAUGUAUAUUAGUCAGCUGAUCCAAGAUUUCUGGGGUACAAGUGAGCUGGACUCCAAUUCCUAGAUAACUGUAGCUAUUGCAUAUGGCUGGGGAGGAUCUAGAUACUGUACCUAGUUCUUUGUUGGUUUCUACACUGCUGAUGAACAGUUGUAGAGGUGUGGCUGGACCUGUACAAAACCAACAGACCUUACCAUCACCACCACCACCACUAUCAUCACUCCCUCAGAAAGUACCAGCUGAUACGUUCCAGCCUCAGGUGUUGACUUAGUGUGGUUCAUCAAAAGAGUCACCUGUAAACCUAGAGCCUCAAAACCUCAGUAUUGCAGCUCACAUACUUACUGUGAACCUCGCCCUAUCUUAUCUCAAAGUGCUGUAGGAGGUUUUGAGGAGUGGUGAGCAAGUUGACAGGUGCAGCCAGAGUCAAUCAAUACCGCAAUGUCCUUUUAAGUUCCAAAGGCUGCAAAAAAGAAGCACAAAUAGAUUGAACAUAUAUGGGUGGUUGUAUGAUCUAGCAAGCAGAGGUUCCAGUUCCCUUCUUGCCCGCUAUGAUCUAAGUGAUAGCGAGGACACAUACAAAUUUGUGGACUUCCAUUCUCAUAAGUCUCUCAAUUAGCCAGUUGUUAAUGUCACAUAUAACUAUAGACCUUGAUCCUCUCUCUCACACUUUCAUGGCCAAUCUGCAUCCUCCUCUCACCUCGUGCUGAGACAUGGAGAGUACCCGAGGUUUUUAUAACUUUUUUACUGCAUUUUUGUUGUCUUGAGUACCUUAUUCUUUCUCUGGUUGUGGGUGUGUCAGAGCCGAGUGCCUCCUGGGUGGUGGCUGGAGAGAGCACUCGGAGCUAAGACUAAACAUUUCUGAUGUGCCAGGAUAAGUAACUGGCAUUCUGUAGACUAAGCUGCUUAUCUCCUGUGGUCAGCCUGUGAAAUUCUUCUCUACUCCAGCUUCAGACUUGUGCUUCAGGCUGCUCUGUGCUGCCUCAGUGACCUGGUUUGAGAGAAGCGGUUAAGUUCUCUUAUUGCAAAUUCUUCCCCUUCAUUGUACUCCUUCUCAACUUAUCUAUUUAACAAGUUUAUCACUUCAGAGAAUCUCUUCCUUGAUCAUGUUUUUAUACAGUUCCAUAAUUUAACUAAAUGUGUGUUAACUUUACCACUUGCUCACAUUCCCUUUCACCCUAGCUCCCUGUUCUGCCUCAUGAAGCUCCCUUCCCCAUGUCACCCUGAGUUAGCAUGUUUCCCUCCCCUGUGGACCCCCUUGGGGCAGCCACCCGUGAUCAUGUGCCUCAGUACAGGUAGAUGUAGCAUAGCAGUAGAGGUGUGUCCCUGUGUUGCCCCGGGGCCAGCAAGUAGCGUUUGUCAUAAGGGUAAAGAGAAGAUGUGUGUAAGUGUAGCUGGAAGAUGCAGUCGUAGUGUGUUUUUUACAACGGGAGAUUGGCCAAGGGCUAAGAGAAAAGCAAAGCUAACACCCGCAAGUGCCAUUCCCAACAGAAAGUAUGAAAGAAACUGAGUGUUGCAAUGAUGGCUCUUCUCACUCACUCAGCACACCCCAGGACCUCAACACCUGUUUACUCUGUCUUGUGGGAGCCGUGGCUGAGGUCAUGAUGUUUGGUAGUCGUAACUUGUCAUUAUUCCUGAAGCUCAUGAUGGAAAAACCUUGACCUGUUCAGAGGAGGCAGCAGGCACAUUGCUGAGGGCACCGGUGCCAGGAGCUGAGGUGGGAGGUGCCGCCUGCAGGAGUCACAGUGUAGUGACACCAGAAAUCCUGUCCCGACUCAUUGCAAAUUGUUGAGUUUUUUUGUGAUCAGCCAAGUAAUUGCUGCUGUUCUUGUUUAGGUGCAGUGCUUAUACUGAAAUUAAGGCAGAAUAUUUUUAUAUAUGAACAAUAAGUGCAUCAUUGAAAAGCACAUGAAGGUUACAUGUUGCAUAGUUGCAAUAACCUUCAGAAUUUUGUAUUAGUUACUUUUAAAAACACAUUGAACUUGAUUCACCUACAAAUUACAUUUGCAUUGUAGCAUUCCAGUUCAGAGAGUGUAUGGUUUUUGGAGCCAAACAUUUCAUCAGUAACUCUUGUUUACUGCCAUGACAAAAGUAAUUACAUGGUUGCUUACACUCACUCAACACUCACAAAGACCAAAUACAUAGUAGGUAGAUGACUCCCGGAAGGUCACAAGUGUGUGUGGGCAGUACAAAAGUGACACAGCGGAGAGAAAGCCAUAGUGCAGUUUUGUGAUAAAUUAGCGGCAGAAAUAGCAGCAUCAGCACCUUUGGCGGCCAGUUCUCUUGGGAAGGCCAGCGGGGGUAGCUGCGGGGGAUUCCACCCCCUCACUCCUCCAGCACUGGCAUGGUAGGACUUGGCAACCGAUCAUGGCCUUAUAUACACUGCAAGUUUUGUACAACCGUAUAGACAAGUUGAGGCUGAGGUGGAGAGGACCGACCCUGUACCCCAAAGAGCCCGGGCAGCAAGGCAGCCCGGCCCAAUGCGGAGCAGACGGUGGGCGGGCCGGUGAGGGCGAGACCCCCGCUCCGCACUACAAUCUCCCAAGUGACUUACUGACUCCUUUUUGUACAAUGAUGAUGUGUUGUAGCAUUCCAUAAGUGUUCCAGUUUUCACAGUGUUGAAUGGUGCUUGUAUAGCCAUGCAUGUACUAAUUAGCCAGUGGGUGUUCCUAUUGCUAAGGUGUACAGUGUGACCCCUAGAGGGCCUCUCCCACCCCAGGACAAGUAUAUUCCCUGAGCAGCAUGACGCUCCUGUCUUGCUUGGCCCUUCUCUGCCCUGUGAUGCCUCACUUCCACAGGGGCAGUUGUUCCCACUUAUCCUUCUCUCUCCUUCCUUUCUUCUUCCUCUACUUUAUCCAUAUUCCUGCCUCUGCCCCUCUCCUUGACUGUAAAUACUUAUACAUUCAUCUUCCCUUGCCAAGUACUGCCCUGGAAGGUCCGUGUAUCGGCAGCAAUAUUUCUUUACAUUUUUAUGCUUGAUAAAAAGUAAUCUUAAUUUGUCCAUUAAUUAUUGUCUGGUGAUGUACAUGGGAUUGGCAUAGAAAGUGUUAUAUUUAUAAUUAAGAAGGUUAUAGCUUUAUGUAUUUGUACAUAUGUACAUAUAUACUGUAUAUGUACAUACAAUAAAUAUAUACAUUCUGCUCAUAGGAAUAAUCAAUAUUUAAGAACGCAUUUUUAAUUAUGUGAUUCCUGUAAGAAGGAAAUAAUCAAGUCUGAAGUAACAGCAUUGAAGUGGCCAGUGGUUGUCCGCCUCCACACCUGUCUAAAGCAGGUGUGUGAGUCACGCCUCACCAUACACAUGAGAGGGUGUGUGCCAGGUCACCCACACCUGACACACUUUCCUCAGCGACUAUUCAAGAACAAAACUUUACAUUCAACAACAGAGCAGGUGUGUAGGGACUGGUAAUCUACACCUGUCUAGACAGGUGUUUGGGGUUUACCCAACACCUGCGUGGAGCAGUGUGUCGGUCGUUCGUGACACACCUGCCAGGAGCAAGUGCGUGUGGGUUGCCCGUACUACACCUGGCUGGAGCAGGUGUGUAAGGGUGGGCCACACAACACUUCCAGAAGCACGUGUGUACGGUGAGGCCUCACACAGAUGCGUGGAGCAGGUGUGGAGGGGUGGUGCAUGUCACCUGCCUCACGGUCAAGGAGGUGAUGGCGUCUUGUAAAGCACACCAAGCAAGACGCAAACCACGCUAUGUUGACACUCCAACGUGACCCUCGCGUCGCGUGGCCAGGACGGUCAGGAGGGCCAUGGCCACACACCACAUUCCUCUGUCACUCAGGCUACACUCGACCCUUCUCCAUUACUACCUAUAUACAUAUACAGUAAGAAAUACUAUAUAUAUAUGUAUGUAUGUAUUUCACAAUAUAUACACAUACUACACUAUACAUACGGAGGAAUAGUUUUUAAUUAUUAUCAUUAUUAUCAUUGCGUGAUUCUCAAGGCGGAAGACUGGCCCUGGUUGCCCUCUUGUUACUCCCCAUGCCCUGCUGGACCUGGAUGGCAUAUUUUCUUUUCUGUUUUUGCUUUUUCGUGUUUAUUCUAAUAUGGACGAAAUUUUAAAGCCUACCAAUUUUAUUUUCAUAUGUUUAUGGCGUCGACUGAAGUGUUAUAUAGGAAAGCGAACGAUAUUGGUCAUUGUACCGGUCCAUAAUUUUUUGUUGUUCGUUCUGUUAAUAUUACUAGUGAUUGGUGGUCCUAGUCAUACGUGGCGGCAAGUUUGUGUCCAGCAGGUGUGGGUGAGCCUGUCUUUGGGGCGUCGCUCACACAUUUACGUCACUACUUCAUUACGUCACGGUUACGUCAUCAUUUAAUAUCCUCAUCACCUUCAUUCAUCAUUGCAGAUCAAAGACAUUUUUCCCCUUCUAUAUUUAUUUCCUUUUAGCCUUUGGAAAUGCCUCUCAAAGUAUUACCAGUAACCUCACCUUCUCCAUUGAUGUUACUCAAUGCAUACAUAACCUUCUGUAAUCUUCCGAAACACUAAAUACUGAUGUAAUAUAUGAAAAUUGAGAAGUUUA